AUGAGCGCCAUGAACGACCUUUUCGAUGACGAGCUCCGCACCAACGUGCUCACCGACCCUUCAUUGUUUCUCGACAUUGAGGAUGACGACGAGAAUGUGACGGUGUCGGACGCGCUGCCAACGCCAACAGUCUUCCUCAAACUUCCGCAGGAGCAUCAGCAGAGCGAGGCGUCAUUGACCACAAGUGGGCAAGGAAACGGCGUGCCAAAGCUGGACGUCACGGCGCUUAACAGCUUUCCGCCUCAGUCCAGCCAGCACCCCAUCUCUGGGCUCAUAGCACCGGCUGCGUCGAAGUCGCCGAUAUCCUUCUCGAAUGACCUUAAUCUGGACCACCCCCCCGCCGAUGCCCUCAUGAAGGGGACGGCGCACUCCUCGAGUCAGGCAUCGUCACCGAAGAAUACGUCGCAGAGCCUCUCGUCCGUUAAUGUGUACGCCAACAUCGCCAAUUCACCGCUCUGCGCGCGCUCGCUGCCGUUCCGUGACUUUUUGAACCAAAAGUCGGUACCGCCGCACAUUGAGAAUGAGGAGUCCACUGGCAUCUUUGUGGGCCAGAUUCCCAGCAGCUACGCAGAGGAAGACAUCGAGGCCCUCUUGAAAGCGAUUGGACAUGAGCGGGGAAAGAUGGUGCAGGUGCGCGACGUGAAGUGCCAUAACCGUGACCGUACUUGUGCGUUCAUCAUGAUCAACGCGGGCGCCCUCACGGCCAUCUUGGACUUUACAAAGCGUGUGCUUUGCGAUCUCAACUGUGUGUGGAUUGUGGAGCACAGCCAGGCCGCCCAGCUGCCUUUGUUCAUUCAACAGAUGCCCCGCGAGCAGCUGCGUGGGGUGCCGAAGGCUGCUCUGGUCCUCGAGAAGCUGACUCCGCAGUCCAAGUCACGGCACUCAAGCAGCAAGUCCAACGUGACUACGAGCCCGAACACCGGAUACGUCCCGAUGCAAAACGGUUUGAUGAGCCCAAUGCAGCAGAGCAUGGUGAACAUGGUACCCCCAACCGUGUUCGUCCAGCAGCAGGGCACCGGCGCAUCGGCUGCCCCUGCUGCUGGUUACCUUGACGUGUCGGCGCUUCAGGCCACGUCUCCUUUUGUCGGCACCAACUUCGUCCAAGCAGCCCACGGGAACGGUCUUCCGCAGUUCUUCGACACCAGCAGGUUUCAGCCUGGUGCGCCCACGGGCACCGUCUUCUCAACCAGUGGUGUCGCCCCCUGCCCCAGCUCUGUAUAUGCGAUGCCGGUAAGCAACAACGGUAUCGCCAACAUAGAGGUAGCGAAUCAGAUGUUGCUUGCCGCACCACGUUCCUUUGCCGAGUUCAAUAGCCAUCAGCUCAACAGGUUCCCGCCAUCUCCGCUACAAAAGGAGUCAAGUGCGCCCCCGCCAAAGCCGACCAUGGUGACUCUACAGCCGACCCUUCAGUCUGAGCACUGCAGCUGUGGGCAGAUGCUGCUCCUUUCUCAGUAUCUGGAAAUGGGUACUUGUGCCAAGUGCCAGUGCGUCAUCUCGCCGAAUGAUGUCGCCUACUGGUGCGUGUCAGGCCACAUUGCGGUGUGUGCGAACUGCGCCAUCAAGUCGAACAAGGCUCCAAGCGGACAAGACACGACUGGGCGGGGAAUGUCCACGGAUUCGAAGUCGAAGCAUAUCGAUGCGGGUGUCACGAGGCGUGCCAUUAGUUGA
Molecule: messenger RNA, 1668 nt
Organism: Leishmania braziliensis MHOM/BR/75/M2904
Lineage: Eukaryota; Euglenozoa; Kinetoplastea; Trypanosomatida; Trypanosomatidae
Exons: 1
Coding region: 1-1668 (555 amino acids)
Source: RefSeq, a predicted model, not a curated record